Budorcas taxicolor (takin) is the source of this 1188-nucleotide messenger RNA. It is a transcript of the gene ELL3, whose product is annotated as elongation factor for RNA polymerase II 3. Gene Ontology annotation, biological process: positive regulation of transcription elongation by RNA polymerase II; transcription elongation by RNA polymerase II; snRNA transcription by RNA polymerase II. Bases 1 to 1188 code for a protein of 395 amino acids. Gene Ontology annotation, cellular component: transcription elongation factor complex. The transcript is spliced from 11 exons. NCBI's taxonomy places the organism in Eukaryota, Metazoa, Chordata, Mammalia, Artiodactyla, Bovidae. Gene Ontology annotation, molecular function: cis-regulatory region sequence-specific DNA binding. The record is from RefSeq and is a predicted model, not a curated record.
AUGGAGGGACCCCAGGAGCUUCUGAGUGGGAAGCUCCAGCUCUGCUUCACCCCGGCUGCCCGGACCAGCCUCCUACUGCUCAGGCUCAACGACGCAGCGCUGCGAGCGCUGCAAGAGUGUCAUCAGCAACAGGUUCGGCCAGUGAUUGCUUUCCAAGGCAACCGAGGGUACCUGAGGCUCCCAGGUCCCCACUGGUCCUGCCUCUUUUCCUUCAUAGUGUCUCAGUGUGGCCAGGAGGGCCCUGGUGGUCCAGGCUUGGACCUUGUGUGCCAGCGCCUAGGCAGGUCUGGUCCUAACCGCCUCCACUGCCUGGGUCCACUCAGGGGGCGCCUCACGAUUUGGGCAGCUAUGGAUUCUAUCCCAGCUCCAUCUGCAGUUCAGAGACACAACCGGACUGAAGAUGCCAGGGAUCGUAAGAGCUGGCAGAAUGUGGGAGACUAUCCUGAAGGAAACACAAUUUCACAGUCACAGAUGGCACUAGAAGAGGUGCCAGACCCACUGGCAAGCAGCCAAGGACAGUCACUCCCAGGAUCCUCAAGGGAACACGUGGCACAGUGGGAAGUGAGGAACCAGACCCUUCUUCCAAACAGAGAUCCUGAUCAGGCACUGCCUCCCUCUGCCAGCCAGAAACAUGUGGACAAGAAACGUUCAGCGCCUGCAGCUACGGUAGAAUUAAAACAAAAGAGGCUCAGAACUCUAGCUCCAAGUCCCCUACAAGGACUGCCCAGUCAGGACUUACAGGAGGAAGAUUGGGAGCAAGAAGAUAAAGAUGAAGACAUGGGUCCCAGGCUGGAACACAGUCCCUCAGUUCAAGCAGAUUCUGAAUCCCCAAGCCCUGAAGAAGUACCAGAUUACCUCCUGCAAUACAGGGCCAUCCACAGUGCAGAACAGCAACAUGCCUAUGAGCAGGACUUUGAGACAGAUUAUGCCGAAUAUCGCAUCCUGCAUGCUCGUGUUGGGGCUGCAAGCCAAAGGUUCAUAGAGCUGGCAGCUGAGAUGAACAAUGUUCAGCGAGGAACUCCAGAACACAAGGUGCUGGAAGAAAAGAUAGUCCAGGAAUAUAAAAAGUUCAGGAAGCGGUACCCAGGUUACAGGGAAGAGAAGCGCCGCUGUGAGUACUUGCAUCAGAAACUGUCCCACAUCAAAGGUCUCAUCUUGGAGUUUGAGGAAAAGAACAGGGGCAGCUGA